UUGAGGUUAUAGAUUCAUAAUAAUACAAAAAAAACUGUUUUAAUGAAAUGCAAAAUUAUAAAUUAUCAGGUGAUAAAUUUGUCAUUCAAUAUUUGCUACGACACAAAAUAUUUUAUUUCCCAUUGAAAAAUUCAAAAUGAUAAAUCCUUCUUUACCGGAAUUUCUCGUUGGAGUAGGAAUAUUUCUUCUCUUUGUUUUGCUAUUAUCAGAGAUCGUCGACGGUGCUGAUAUGUUUUCAUUUGAAAGUUGCGGAUAUUCGACCUCAUUUUCUUUUGGCUAUGACAGCGAAAAUGGACCACAUAAAUGGAAAUUGUUAUUUCCUGAAUGCAAUGGCUGUAACCAAUCUCCCAUCAAUAUCGUAACACGUCUUGCUGCCGUUUUACAAUCAUCUGAACCUUUAAAAUGGAGUGGCUAUCGUUCACAGCCUACAUCUAUGCUGUUGGAAAACGAUGGAAAUUCCGUGAAUGUAACCGGUGUUUGGUCAGGCGGAGCGUUACCAAAUGUAACGAAAGGUCCUUUAAAUGAUACGUACAAUUUUCAUUCGAUGAUUUUUCAUUGGGGACCAUCGAAUGAUGAGGGAAGUGAGCACACUUUAGAUUAUGUAAAAUUUCCAAUGGAACUUCAAAUGGUCCAUGUGAAAAAAUGUUAUACUUCCCCUCAGGAUCGAUCCUUGCUCCAUACUAAAGAUGCUGUUGCAAUAAUUUCCUAUUUUUUACAGAUAACAAAUGACGACAAUCCUUACUUAGAUCAUAUAGUAACAAAUCUUUGGCGAAUUUCAAAAGCUGGGACAAAAGUUUCUAUACCACCUUUUCCAUUGGAAUGGCUUUACCCACCCUUUGAAUGUUCUUAUUAUAGUUACAAUGGUUCACUUACCCAACCUCCCUGCACUGAAAUGGUCACUUGGAUCAUUCAACCAGAACCUAUUGCUAUCUCUUCAUUUCAAGUGGCACAAUUUCGAAAAAUACGCUCCUCUAAAGGUAAUCCGGUGUUAUUAAAUACAAGACCUGUUCAAAAAUUAAAUGACCGUGAAGUAUAUUUUUAUGAUUAAUUUAUUGUCUUAAAGAAAAUUUAAUUUUUAACCAACAAAUUGUUUAUAAAACUUCCAUUAUUUUGUAAACAAAUAUAAAAUUAUAAAAUUUUAUUAAAUACUAAAAAUAAAAAACUUAAUAUUCUUCUA
Leptopilina boulardi is the source of this 1177-nucleotide messenger RNA. RefSeq names its product carbonic anhydrase 2-like. NCBI's taxonomy places the organism in Eukaryota, Metazoa, Arthropoda, Insecta, Hymenoptera, Figitidae. Gene Ontology annotation, cellular component: cytoplasm. The transcript has 5 exons. Gene Ontology annotation, molecular function: zinc ion binding; carbonate dehydratase activity. Bases 137 to 1048 code for a protein of 303 amino acids. The record is from RefSeq and is a predicted model, not a curated record.